Molecule: messenger RNA, 735 nt
Organism: Drosophila ananassae
Lineage: Eukaryota; Metazoa; Arthropoda; Insecta; Diptera; Drosophilidae
Exons: 1
Coding region: 145-633 (162 amino acids)
Source: RefSeq, a predicted model, not a curated record
UAUCCCAUGACUGGGCCCUCAAACCUACAAGGCUGAGGUUUUGUGAUCAGAGUCUGUCGUUUUGGAACCCCAAGGAAUAGAGGUCGGAAAAUACGGAACUCUGAAUAAAAAUCAAGCCAGUAAAUUUAAAAACCAACGUCUAUAAUGUGUGCGAAGGUCUCCGAAAAGUGGACACUCUACCAUGACAUCGUGAAGAGGACCGAGUUCAAGUUGUAUCACAUAAUUAGACGCACUCACUUCCGCCGGAAGUUCCUGAUUCGUUGCCAUAAAUCCAACAUAACCGGUUUCGUGAUCUAUGAUAACGACGGACGUGACGCCUUUGGGGUUUUGGAGGGCCUACCCGACGACAUCAACCAAAUGAAGGUGUGGAUCUUGGGCCGAUUCAUUCCGGAGCCCUACGGCGAACGCGCCACUUUCUCGGCCUAUGAGAUUUGCUUCAACCCAGAUAGACAGCCUUUCUGCCAGAGAUUCUCUGUUCCGGACCACGAGCGGCUUCUGGCCGAUAUCUACGAAGACUCGAUUGUGAAACCCGAAGGCAGAGCCAAGCAGAGGAGCGAUGCAGAAGGAUCGGAUAAAGAAUCGGAUGAUGAGUCGGUGACCGGAUCCGGAUCAGAUUUUUCCGGAUCAGAUUGAAUUAUUUCCAGGGUUUUGUCCCCAUUAUAUUCAAAAUUUAUCUUUUCUUCAUUUGCAUCUGUUGUGCUUAACAAAUCUCCACUGUAAAACGGUGAAAGUAAA